GAUCAAUCACAUCACAAAAUGGCCGUUUGUUGUUUUUAUUCGUAGAGUUCUUAUUUGGCUUUGCUUACAUUAUUUGAUUUACAUCUGAUGAUUUAAUGGGAUAACUUCUUUAAUAAAACGGUCUACCAUGACAAGUUUAAUAGAAAAAAUCGAAAAACUUAUUAAAAGGGAGAAAACAACCCCUGAGCGAAAACAAAAAGAUGACUGCACAAAGUCGUCGAGUGAGAUUCUUUCUGAACUUUUCGGUGCUUUUAACGCCGCACCGCCGAAAAUAGAAGAAGUUUCGUCUAAAAAAUCCAAGAAGAGUAAAAAGAAACACAAAAAGGAGAAGAAAAAACGUAGUAGGAGUAGCAGCAGUAGUAGUGAAUCUGAUAGUUCCUAUUCACACAAGCGUAAAAAAAGAAAAAAGAGUAAGUCUAAAAAACGCAAAGAUAUCGAUCGUUCACCUUCACGACGCCGAUCGAGAAGUCCUAUCAAAAUCAAACCUGAUCCUGAGUUAAAAAUAAAACUUGAAAAUUAUAGUCGAACUAAAAAUGUUAAGGUUAAAAAGGAGGAUGAUAAGCCAGAGGUCAAGGAAGAAAAAUCUAAACAUGAAUCUAAAGAAGAUAAGAAAACAAUCAUCAAGAUUGAAGAACCUGAAGAUGUGAAUAUAAUUGACACCAGUCUCAUUCCAAUGCCAGAUUCUCCUAGAGAACACCUAGAUCCGAAUGAUUUGAGGGUUAAGUUAGAUAGUAAGAAAAAUGAUACAGAGAAUGAUAAAGCUAAAGGUAAAAUUCAGAUUAAGAAUUUAAAAUUCAGUACUGUGUUUGAGGAAACGGUAAAGAAAGCUGAAGAGGAGGCAAGAAGGAAGAAGGAGAAAUAUGAAGAAGGGGAAUACACAGACUCAUCAAGUAGCUCUGCUGCUGAAGUUAUUUCCAAUUUCCCCAAGACUUCUGACCCUGGAGGCAUAUUGAAACAGCAAGCUGCAGAGGAAGCCAAACAGGAAGUGUCUGAGGAAGAAAAACCUUUAUCAAAGAAGAGUAAGCGUUCAGAGAGCUCACACAAAUCUUCAACAAAAGACAGGAGUAGAUCUCGUAGAAGAUCCACAAGCAGAUCUCGUAGAUCUCGGUCCCGUUCAGCGUCUCGAAGACAUCGCCGGUCCAGUUCGAAGUCGAGACGAAGAAGCCGGUCCCGACAUGGAUCUCGAUCGAGGAGGUCCCGGUCUCGGUCGCGGACGAGAGCCCGCCAUCACUCGCCGAGACAUAGAGGCAGAAGAUCAAGAUCUCCAAGCGGCGUGAAACUGGCGGACAGCGAGAAGAAGCGUCUGCUGGAAGUGGCUCGCCGGAACGCCAUCAACAUGCUGAAGAACGGCGCGGUGCCGGCCGGCGCCGCCGCGCUCCCGCCGCACACUCGCAGCCAGGUCAUGGCCGCCAUACAGUCUGGUGGAAAAUCAGUAGACGAGCUGACAGAUUUCUGCAAACAUCUGUCAAAGAAAGAAGCGCUUGGUGAAUUGUCUUCCGUCUCAUCCAACGAUGAAGAUAUGAGCGAGAACGAAGACACGCUGGCUUUCCACCAUCCUUUCCUGGUUAAAGAGAAGGCGCCCAUUGUAAUGAAUAUUAGGGGUGGCGCUCCACUGCCCAUAAAGACAAGUACGUUACCCGUGGCCAACAAGGAGGAACUUCGUCUCCAAUUCCCGGUGUCUUCAGGUUCACAACACAGGGAGAAGGCAUCAGAAUGGGUUCCUGUAUCGCCGCCUCGAAAAGAUAUGCAAGUCGCGAAGUUGAAUUCAAACACGAAUCCAAAACCACCAAAAGCAAUUGCAGCUCCUGAGACUGUGAAAGCGAUCCCAACACCGGCGGCUCCACUGGCGUUACCAGCGCCACCUGUGAACACCCCAGCUUAUAUGAAGAGUUUCACCACUGGCGCCCAGCUAACGUCGGUGCCGACGCCGGCAUUACCCGCGCCGGGACCUCAAGCCUACCCACCUGGAAUUGAACCACCGAAAAUUGAUGUGGCGUCCAUAGUAUCACAAAAGAUAGCAAUGAUUCGCCAAGAACAGGAACGGAACGAACUCUCUUCUAAUCGAGGUUUUGGAUGGAGUUCGAAGGAAUCAACUUUGGGCCAAUUUACGGGGUCGACGGGGGCUCAAAUUCUGACGCCCAAAGAAUUGGCGAGCGGGGCCCAAGCUUGGGCCAAAAAGCCACAACCUCCGCUCGGGAUUGCCACGCGGUCCGCGCCCGGUCGGAACUUAUAAUACAGUGUAUUAUACCUUCCGACCUAUUGUUGCAUUGUGAUGGUUACAACAACAUUUCUUGUCCAAAAAUUAUUAAACAAUACAAAUUAUACAGGGUUAUUUGGUAUCAAACGUAUAACUUUCCCAUAAUGGCUAAGGUACGCAGGAACAUAUGUACAUCUUUUGUUCUGCGACUUUUGUCUAAACCUAAUAUUAUAAAUACCAAAAUAUUCACUCUGUGAAACGGAACUCUGUUUUUGACAGCGCAAACGCAACAUCAAUUUAUAUGCGUGAUUUGACAUUACAUUGAGUAAGAUGUGCAGAUUUCCAAACCAGAAUUUAUGUAUUUAUUUUUGUAUGCAAAAAAAAAACAAAAAAAUUAACAAGUGUUGUUUGUUUUGAUGUACCCAAGUAGUCUUUAGAAGGUUGUACGUUAAAUACCAAUAACUAUGUAUGAAACUCCGAGUUACUCACUGACUUACUGACAAUGUACAUUCGGAACUGCUGGGACGUAGGUAGAUAAAGUUUGAAAUUUUAUCUUUUUUGGGAAAUAUAACGAUUUUUUUAAAAAUACCCAAUGCACCCGCACUAUCUUACAUUUAAUAUGUAUAAAUAAGAAUCCCAAGUUUAUAAGUCUAUCGGAAUUUAAGAAUAGGAUUUAAUAUGAGGCUUAGGUAACUACCCGAAACAAAUAAGUAUAAAAUCUAGUCAUUCAAGAUAGCCACAUAAUUUGAAUAUGCUAUAUUGCACGUAUCGAUAAAAUCAACAUUAGAUGCUUACUAAUACAUGUGACGUUAUAUACCUUAAAUGUACCGACAUGUUAUCAUCAAAAAUAGAUUGUAUUCUGUGUGUUCGUGCCAAAUUCUUUUAUGAAGUAGCACUUAUUGUAUGUUAUCAUACAACUGCUAAUUGGAAGACCUUAUUGGUUUAGAAAUACGUGUUGUGUUUGUUUGACGAUAUAUUUAUUUUCGAGAAAAAUAAUAAGGAUGGCUGAUUAACUCCGGCAAAAUUACAUAGGACACAAAUUCAGACGUAAAAUUUUGUUUAAGACCUUUGGGUAAUACAUUAAUUAUCUACAAGUUGAGAUCAGCUAAUCGAUCGAUUCUUGCGCAGAAAGGCUGAUUUUUGAAAAACCACCCGUUGUAAUCCCUAUCUCUGAAUUCAAGUUUAUUAUUUCUAAACAAGAGACGAAUGUUGUUGUCACCAUCACAUUUUCCAUGUUCGUUUAUCGUGCGAAGCGUGAACUGAACCAGCAACCUUAUUCACGAACGUUGAACACUAUGCCUUAUCAUCUCUCUCUUUCUAUCAGUCCUGUCAAUUUCAAAGCGUGAAAGAGAGAGUCGAUAAAACAUAUUGCUUUUCAACCUACGUUAAUAAGUUCCCAGUUCGCUCUUCACACCAAAGUGCCUUGGCAUCGAUGGUAACUCCCAUGCCAUGCUUCAUGGCAUGAGAAUCACCAUUACCUAGCAUUGCAUACAAAUAUUCAGUGUUCCCCUCCUUUUUACACGUCACGACUGACUUGUUAUAUAUUUUUCUAUGUAUUCAUGUAAAUUUAUGUAUUUUUUUGCAAGUAUUGUAAUUAAUAUCUGCACAUAAAUGUUUUGUAAAAUAAAUAACCAAAAAUAUUUAAUGAUUUAAUUUCAAUAUGAUCAUAAGCACAAUGCUAGGCUGUAUCUUAUAAAAGGGCAUUGAAAGGAGAUGAUGAUUGGGGCUUCUUAGUGUGAUCCCAUGUCACUCAUCAACUUAAAUGCCGUGAGAGACAAAAAUAGGUGAUAUAUUAGCAAAGACUUUGUAUUUUUUACAAUGCUCAAUUUAUAUAACGUAACAAUUUUUAUAGUAUUUACUCGUAUUUGUCAGUCAGUUAUAUUUAUUUUACAAGCCUAGUGAUUCUGUGAGCAUUUUCAGUUAUUCCUUACUCUUUGGAGUUUCGAAUAUCGUUGGCUCAUAGAAAAGCAUGGCUUAUAUGGGGAAUUCAUGAAUAUUUGUUGCAGCUUUUAAUUGAUAAGGUGAUGCGAGCACUACGUUUCUCCAUGGCCGUCAGGUGAUAGGUGCAAAGAGUUAGAGGUAAGUAUCCCACCAACGGGAGGGAACAUCAAGAGGAAAAAUCCAUGUUUGAAAGUUCAAUUCUUUAUUUAAAUGUUUUUCAGAGAGUUUGCAAAUACAUUUUUUUUUUAUUUAUUUCUUCCAAAUUCAAAAAUCUUCACCUUAUGUUUGCCUACUUUUUUUUCGCCGUCUAACUUGUGUUUUAUGUAUAGGAUCAACUUGUACGAGCCGCGCCAGUGGAAGGCGGCAUGGGUAUGCACCUUCUACAGAAAAUGGGGUGGACCCCGGGCCAGGGGUUGGGUAAAGAAGGUACCGGAACCCUCCAACCUUUGCUCCUCGAAGUCAAGUUAGACACA
Messenger RNA from Amyelois transitella, 4611 nucleotides. RefSeq names its product protein Son (gene Son). The transcript is spliced from 12 exons. The record is from RefSeq and is a predicted model, not a curated record. Gene Ontology annotation, molecular function: RNA binding. NCBI's taxonomy places the organism in Eukaryota, Metazoa, Arthropoda, Insecta, Lepidoptera, Pyralidae. The coding region runs from base 128 to 2233 and encodes 701 amino acids. Gene Ontology annotation, biological process: regulation of cell cycle; regulation of mRNA splicing, via spliceosome.